Molecule: messenger RNA, 2645 nt
Organism: Carassius auratus (goldfish)
Lineage: Eukaryota; Metazoa; Chordata; Actinopteri; Cypriniformes; Cyprinidae
Product: GTPase IMAP family member 7-like
Exons: 2
Coding region: 665-1576 (303 amino acids)
Molecular function (GO): GTP binding
Source: RefSeq, a predicted model, not a curated record
GGCACCUCUUUUGGGCCACUUAAAGCACUGUACAUAACAAAAAAAUCUGAAACACUGCGAAAUCCGAAAUCUCUGAGAGUCUGCAUUUUCCCAUCACGUGACCUGUUCAAGCGAAGCCGAAAUAUUUAUCGUUUUGCGGGAAUGAGACAAUCUGAAUCAUGUCAUCUUCAAGCGCCACAGCAGAGACAACAGGUAAAUCACGUGUAUAUUAUUUGUUAAGAAAUAUUGCCGACAUCUGUUUGCUGGUAGCUUACUAUUUUACUUUUGUUUCGUGGUGACUGAUCGCAGUUUUAACUAAAACUGAACAUAAUCCUGUUAGUUCCCAUUUUAAAUCGCCUUUUAGAGUAUGGUAGGUCUAUAUUGUUUUGAAAAUUCCGUUGAAACAUGGAAGGGCAUUUUUUUAACAACAAUUUGUUGUUUUAUAUAAUGUAGUUGAUAUCAGCACAUGAAGUAGCCUAGCCUAGCCUAUUGCAUUCUGCCAUAGAACAGACAGAUAGGCCUACCAAAAUAAUCUAAUUUCUUGAGUUUCUAAAACAUAAGUGAGUGCUUUAAAGCUUUUCCUGCUUUGAUUUGGCCUGUGUUUUCAAACGUUUUACAUUCUUUAGAUUCGGGUGAUGUUCAGACAAGGAAAAGAAGUGGUAGUUUUGAUUUCAAACAUCCAAAUAUGUCUCUGAGAAGGAUGGUGCUUGUGGGAAAGACUGGAGCUGGUAAAAGUUCCUCAGGAAACACCAUCCUGGGCAGAAAAGCUUUCAGAGCCACACAGAGUGCUUCAUCUGUUACUAAAGAGUGCUGUAAAGAGACUGGAGAGGUGGCUGACCGUCAGCUGAUGCUGGUGGAUUGUCCAGGGAUCUUUGAUACGUCCCUCUCAGAGAAAGAACUCAUAAAGGAGAUGAGUAAAUGCAUAAACAUGACAGCUCCUGGACCUCACGCCAUCAUCCUGGUCAUCAAGCCUGGACCAUUCACAAAAGAAGAGAAGCUCUCUGUGGAGAAGAUCAGAGCCGUCUUUGGAGAAGCAGCAGAUAAACACACGAUCAUCCUCUUCACCCACGGUGAUAAACUCUCAGAAAGCAUCGAGAAGACGCUGAAUGAAGCGCAAGAUGAUUUAAAACAUCUCAUACAAUUAUGCGGUGGACGGUAUCAUGUGUUUGACAACACAAGAGUUUGUGAUCGCAAACAGGUUUUGGAGUUCCUAGAGAAGGUUGAUAACAUGUUGCUCACGAAUGAGGAUAAAUAUUACACCAGUCCUAUGUUUCAGCAUGUGGAAGAAAUGCUGAAAGACAAAGAGGAAGAGCUCAGAAAAGAAUACAGUCAGCUGAUACAGCAACUAACGGCCACGUUUAACGAAGAAAAGACCCAACUGGAGGAGACCAUUAAACACCUGAAAGAAUCUGGGCAGGAAAAAGACCAGAAAAUAAAAGAGUUGGAUGAGCAACUGAAAAAGAAAGACACACAUUUUAAGGAGUUUUUGCGUUUUUAUAAGCAGAAAUGCAGAGCUGCGAGACAAGAGGUGGAAGAGACACAAGUGAAAGAGAACAUCCCAGAGAUCAGAAGACAACUCCAAAAGCUUCGUGUCUGAGAUAUUAAUGAGAGCUCACUGACUGCCAGUAAUCUUCAGUAUCAUUCUUUUUCUCUCUUGUAUAAAGUCAUAUGAAUGAUUUUUGCUAUACAGUUUAGUAUACCGAUUUUCAUUACAGUUUUUCUGAAUUGCUCAAACACAUUUCUUGAAACCAUCAAUCAUUUUCUCAAAACCUUAAACACAAAUCCAAACCUUCAAACUAAAUUCACAGAACCCCUGACUUAAAAUCUCAAAAUCAAACAAAGCUUUCAAAUCAUAUACACAUCAGUCAAUAAUAUACACACUACAGAUCAUUCAUUAGACACUACAACAGAAAAUAUAGAACACAAUGUCCAGUGCAUGUAGUUACAAAAAACUGUUCAUUGUAAAUAGUAAAUAUUUUGCAAUACUGUAAAAAAACAAAAAACAAGAAAGACCUAAGUUUGGUGAAUAUAUAUAUAUACACGUACUGUAAAAUAAAGUGCAACCGGUUUAUUUGACAAACCAACCGAGAGAUUUAUUUAAAAAAUUGGUCUAGGCAUUUGAGAAUUUGGUUCAGAGAAUAGGUUUUAGUGUCUUAGCAAAAGCAUUAAUUUAUCCAGUGGGUUCUCUCAUAUUUGGAUGUAGUCCUGGUUAUGCAUGGUGUCAGUAGUGCGUUUACUUGUUUACCCGUCAUCACAAACUCGUAACUAACUUAACGGCUAUCUGUCUUCUGUGAAAUGUUUUGUUUGAAAAAUGUGCCAGUUUUUUUAUGUCUGAAAAAAAUAUAUAAAAUAGUCAAAUCAUGUGUCAUUUUUAUGUAAUGACUUUCACUUUUUGUGUGCAGGAUACAUUUUUGAUACAAAUGUGUCUAAAUACUUUCUGGCGCCUCUCUCUUUGUGUGUGUUUGUGCAUACAGACUUUGGUGACUGCAGCUUAAGGCCUAUUCACAAAACUUUUGAUUAAACUAAAUAAGAUUAUAGAAUAAAAUAUUGCAACAGUGCAUAGUAAAACUAAGAAGCAUAGCAUUAUGAUAGUAGAAUGAUGAGCUUCUCUGCUGGUGAACUGGUGUAAAUAAUUAAUAAAUAAACAAUUUUCAGAUGUUGGUGCA